AUGAGGACUGUAGAUUCUCAUCUCCUAGAUGGGAAGAUAGAAGAAACUGUCACCCACUAUAUAACAACAGCACAUCAAUCUAGCGAGGCUGUUCAUGUUGAUGCCAAUGGGCUUACCCUUAAUGUCCAAGAAGAUGUUGGAGGCAGAGUUGUUACUGUGAUGCACCCUCCUAAUUUCACACCCAAUAUGUGCAGACAAGUGACUGUUGGAGAACAAGUUGGUGAUGGUCCAUGGAAUGAAGAACUUUUGGAUACAGAUGGGCGAAUUGCAGCACUAGUGGCUCACCUCUCUCAGCACUCCAGGACUUCACAACACCAACCACAUCAUAUGAAGGUUACAUCUGUCAGAGGAGAUGUCGAUGCAUCUGUUAUUUUGGAUGCGCCUUUGCGGUUGUUCAAUGGGCAAAUUAUGGAACAACCAGCGGAAUCGUCACUGGUAGAGUCAGCGGGUCAGCUUCCACCCCUGCCACCGUUACAGGGUAUGAAACGAUGCCCGCCCACAGACUGGUUCAACAACAAUACCAAAACUAUACUCAAGGACGAUACCCAAAUAUUAACGGAUUCAGAUGGGCCAGUGUUAGAGUUAGGCGCUGGAGCUUCACCAGCACAGAAUAAACAGAGUAAAAAGAGCUUACCCCACAAGAAGAGGAUAUCCAAGAAAUUAAAGAGGAAUACUGGAAAUAGUACACCGCAGGGACAGGGUAUAGUUGUAAUUAAUUGCGCCGAGGAGGUGCAACAAGAGGAAAUCCUACCGGAUAAUUUUGUUGCUGCCGUGCAGCAUGAACAACAUUUACCUGAAGAGAAUCAGCAUAUCACACACGAGGUCAGACCGAUAUUCAUAUGUCAACUGUGUGGUGAAUUCUACGGCGAAGAACAGCUUAAGUUCUAUCAACACCUCAAACAACACUACGAGCCACACGGCACUAUAAUUAUUGAAAACCCAGUCUCAGAUCUCAAUAUUGAUAAGAUGGCUAACACUUGCAUAGUGGACAAUGUAGCUACGUUACCAGACUCAAUAGUAGAAUUAUCCUUAGAGAAUACUGUACCUAAAACUAUGUAUCAACCUAUAGAUAAACAUGUACUGUAUACAUCGAGUGAAAAAACUCUUAAUUACACAAAUAAUAAGGUGCAAUAUUCAAUGGCUAGUAUGGAUAAAGAACAGCCAGUACCAACUGCGGAGGCCGAAAAAACUGAUUUAUAUGAGACAUUAGAGAAAUUAGAGUUGUACAGUUGUAUGAAAUGUAACAAAUCAUUUAGAAAACAGAAGCAGUGCGAGGCGCAUAUAAUGGAAGCUCAUUCUAAUACUAAGUUGGAAGACAUCAGUGAGUUCAGCGAGCCUGAAGACCUGAUGGAGGGCAUCCACGUCGCCGUAGAUGAAACACAAGAAAAUUAUCAGCCGCUGUUGCCGCACCUCACUGUGGACAGUGGACACGUGCACCAGGAACACGUACGGCACUGGUACAUUCGUAACGGUAACGUGUGUGCGGAAACCGAAGCUAGUCCCGGGGCGGAUACGGGACCAAGUCCGGGAGCGUCCCCUAAUGCGGGCACUUGUGGGACGGACGGCGCAUACUGUCCCGUGUGUCCCGCCCCCAGACCUGCCUCACCACAUUUCAAAGAGGAAGUGCUACAAAGGAUAUUCGAUACCGAAGUUUCUAACGGUGAAACGAAUUUCUCUGAUACCAUCAUCCCGGACAGCGUAGAAGCGCAAGAGCCUACGUCGCCUACGGAACAUAAGAAAGUGAAGAGGUUCGAGUGUCAACAUUGUUCCCGCGUAUUCUAUCACAGGAACAGUCUCAUGUAUCACGUGCUUAGUCAUAGCGCUAAACAGCAGAUGUGUAGGGAGUGCGGCAAGAGUUUCUACACUGCGGCUGCAUUAAAGGUUCAUAAACGCGUACACAACGGUGAUCGUCCGUGCAAGUGCGACGAGUGCGGGCGGAGAUUCCGUCAAUGGAGCGAUUUAAAGUAUCACAAGACCUCCAUACAUUCCAACCAGAAACACUUCAGGUGCGAAUUCUGUGGGAAGCAAUUCGCACGUAAAUACUCAUUGAAUCUUCAUCGUAAGAUUCACACUGGGGAACGUGAUUAUAAAUGCGAAUACUGUGACAAGAGUUUCCGUGCCUCCUCCUAUCGACUCAGUCAUAUGCGUACGCACACAGGUGAUCGUCCAUACAAAUGCAACGAAUGCGACAAAUGCUUCCGCGUUGCCGGAGACUUGCGACGUCACUCGAUGAUUCACGAGAAACUCCGACACCGUCUCGACGAAUCUAAACCACGCGUGCAAAAACGCAACGUCCCCCAACCCCCCGUCGACCCUCCCACUGAUCCCCUCGAAACUGCGGCUUCCCGUCGUCCCACCUCAAAAUCCACACCUACUCCAAAGAAACCUCAUAAAUCCAAAAAGAACGUUCUCAAAAAGGGGGCCCCGCCCAAUGUCACCGUUAGUCGUUCUGAAUUCAAAAUCUCAGACUACGAAAACUCCGAAGCGUUCGAUACGCGACAGCAAAUGGACUACAAAUUUAAAGACGUUUACAGCGAUGGUGACUACCCAAAGGACACAUUCAAAGUAAAAGAAUACAACGAACAAAUGUAUAAAGAGAACGAAAGGCUGACCGAUGUGAGUAUGAUCAAGGGUCAAAUUUGCGAAACCGACAAAUCUUUUGUGAGAGGUAAUACAGACGGUAAAAUGCAAAUUUUCACUCACAUAGAAAAAAAUAAAGAAUACAACGGCCCUAUCGUUACCAGUGCUGUUUCUUUAGGUGAUAUUAGACAUUUAGAGAGGGAUGUUAGGGAUGUGCGAAGCGACGGAAUUCACGGAGAGAACAUAGAGAAUGGAUUCUUGGAAAGACUGACAGCUUUAUACAAUAUACCAGCAUGA
Messenger RNA from Diatraea saccharalis (sugarcane borer), 2877 nucleotides. The record is from the annotation of a GenBank genome assembly. NCBI's taxonomy places the organism in Eukaryota, Metazoa, Arthropoda, Insecta, Lepidoptera, Crambidae.